Molecule: messenger RNA, 1948 nt
Organism: Lagopus muta (rock ptarmigan)
Lineage: Eukaryota; Metazoa; Chordata; Aves; Galliformes; Phasianidae
Gene: GDAP1L1
Product: ganglioside induced differentiation associated protein 1 like 1
Exons: 6
Coding region: 461-1564 (367 amino acids)
Source: RefSeq, a predicted model, not a curated record
AGCCUCAGUGCACAGCACCCAUCAGGCAGGAACCAACCCGUCCCCUCCCCAGAUCACUGCGUGUCUCCGAAGAACCACUGCUGCUUUUCCCGUGCAACGUUAUAAGGCAGCAAGGCACCCGCUGGACAUUUUAAAGCCAGCAUCUCUUGAUGCAGCUCUUCACUGCCUAUCUACCAUAUCAAAAGCAGCACAAAACCUGAAUGCCUGCUGCAAAAUAACUCAGGCCAGGGCUGCCCUGAAUCGCUGGGCAGGCAGUGGGAGCAGCAUCCUCCUACGGCAGCGAUGCCACGAGCAUGCCCGCUCCCCAGGGAGCCCUGCCAGGAGCCGUGAGGCCGCGCUCCCCUUUCCCAGCCCCAGCACAGCGAGAUGGAGCUGCCCCGGGAGUGAUGCUGCUCGCCGAGCCCAUGUGAUGCUGGGCUAGCGCGGCUCCUCCAUCGUCCCCCUCCGCUCACAGGCUGUCAUGGCGACUCCCAAUAACGUUACUCCCACCAACUGCAGCUGGUGGCCCAUCUCGGCGCUGGAGAACGACGCGGGGAAAUCCAAGGAGGGGGAGGAAAAUCAGGAUCCGACAGACCCCGCUCUCAGAUCCCAGGACAGGCUGGUUUUGUACCACUGGACCCAGUCCUUCAGCUCCCAAAAGGUGCGCUUGGUCAUCGCUGAGAAGGGGCUGCCCUGCGAGGAGCGCGAUGUCAGCAUGCCGCUGCUGGAGCACAAGGAGCCCUGGUUCAUGCGGCUCAACCUGGGCGAGGAGGUGCCCGUCAUCAUCCACCGGGACAACAUCAUCAGUGACUACAACCAGAUCAUCGACUACAUGGAGAGGAACUUCACAGGAGAGAACGUCCCCCAGCUGAUCCCUGAACCCGGGACCCUGCUGCACUCGCGGGUGUUGCAGUACCGGGAGCUGCUGGACUCACUGCCCAUGGAUGCCUACACACACGGCUGCAUUCUGCACCCCGAGCUCACCACCGACUCCAUGAUCCCAAAGUACGCGACCGCUGAGAUCCGCAGGCAUUUGGCUAAUGCCAGCACGGAACUGAUGAAGCUGGACCACGAGGAGGAACCACCACUGACAGAGCCAUACCUCUCCAAGCAGAAGAAGCUCAUGGCCAAGAUCCUGGAGCACGACAAUGUGAAUUACUUGAAGAAAAUCCUGGGGGAGCUGGGAAUGGUGCUGGACCAGAUCGAGGCUGAGCUGGAGAAGAGGAAGCUGGAGUACCAAGGGCAGAAGUGUGAACUUUGGCUCUGCGGAUGUGUCUUUACCUUGGCCGAUAUCUUGUUAGGAGCUACCCUGCAUCGCCUCAAGUUUCUAGGACUCUCUAAGAAAUACUGGGAAGAUGGCAGCAGACCUAACCUACAGUCCUUCUUUGACAGGAUACAGAAACGCUUUGCCUUCAGGAAAGUCUUGGGAGACAUACAUACCACGCUGCUCUCCGCAGUGGUACCCAAUGCCUUCAGGCUGGUCAAGCGGAAACCUCCCUCCUUCUUCGGAGCCUCCUUCCUGAUGGGAUCUCUGGGGGGAAUGGGAUAUUUUGCUUACUGGUACUUAAAGAAAAAAUACAUCUAAUGCUGGCAGCUUGGUGUUUAGAUUGGUGUCUCUGUGCUGUGUGAAAUUAUGACGAAGCCUCAGUAACUGUAAUGAAAUUUGAGGCAAGGUAUGAAUAAUAAUAUUGUUUAAUGUAACAUUCCAUAGUCUAGAAGUAGAAAAGUAUACUGCAAGGAAAUAACAGCAACAAAAAUGCAUCAACUUGUAAAUGCCUUUUUAGGUUUAAGUAUUCCACUCCAGUGGGAGGCUUGGGGGCUGGCCUGGCUCCCCGUGCCCACUGGGAAGCCCUGCGGGUGCAAUUCCAGGGGAGAUGGGCACCCUGAGGAGCUCCCAACACCCAGGUUAACAGUGGGACUUGGAUACUCAGCCCUGUUUGUGUUUCCAGAGUGUUCACCGGCCACAUUU